CAACACUCUGACCUCCCGUCGCCUUGCGGCUCGGUAAAAUAUCGACGAUGCGGAUGGUGAAGGCAGGAAGCGUUUGUUGCAGCUGACGCGUGAACGCUCGUGCCGCCUCAGAAACGAAGCAGCUGGCGCGGAGCUCGGAGGAGGACGGUGAUGAUGAUGAUGCUGAGGCUGUGGAGAUGAGUGGUAUUAAUAGGAGGCUUGAGUGUCACAGGCUUCCACUGCUGAGACCGGGGGGCUUGGUGGAGAGUCGGCGGACCGGGCUGGGGGGGCUUUCUGUCCACACUGCGCAGUUGGAAUAAUAAAAACAGCAAGAAGAAGGAGACAGGGAUUCACCGAAAGACAUCAUGGACGUGCUGACAGUUCUGAACUUGGGCGAUAUUGCCCAGGCUUUCUCCAAAAUGGGAAUGUUUCCUGUGUUUGAUCUCGCCUAUUACAUCGUGUCAAUCCUCUACCUCAAGUACGAGCCAGGCUCGGUGGAGGUCUCCCGCAGGAGCCCCGUGGCCUCCUGGCUCUGUGCCAUGCUCUACUGCUUCGGUAGUUACAUCCUGGCUGACAUCAUGCUUGGACACAGCCCCGUCGACUACUUUCAACACAACAGCCACAUCCUGCUGGCCUCCGCUGUGUGGUACCUCAUCUUCUACUGCCCCCUGAACCUCUUCUAUAAGUGCGUGGCCUUCCUGCCCGUGAAGCUGGUGUUGGUCGCUCUGAAGGAAGUCGUCCGCACUCGUAAGAUCGCAGCGGGAGUUCACCACGCGCACCACGCCUACCACCACGGCCUCUUCAUCAUGGUCAUCGUCGGAUACGUCAAAGGGUCCGGAGUGGCUCUCAUGUCCAACUUCGAGCAGCUGCUGCGCGGCGUGUGGAGGCCCGAGACCAACGAGAUCCUCAACAUGUCAUUCCCAACCAAAGCCAGUCUGUACGGCGCCAUCCUCUUCGCGCUGCAGGAGGCUCACUGGCUGCCAGUGUCCAAGAGCGUCCUCAUCCUGGCCUUCACCCUCUUCAUGGCCACCAGCAAGGUGGUGAUGACCGCCCGACACUCCCACGGCUCCCCCUUCGCCCUCGUCGAGUCCUGGGUUUGCCACCUGCUGUUCGGUUCCCCUCUGGGUGCGUCGGAGGACGACCACCACCACGCCUCCGCCGCUCCGGCGUCACCGCUCAAAACCAAGGAGGAGCUGAGCGAAGGCGCUCGCAAGCGGAAGGUCAAGAAGGCCGAGUAGGAGGCCGCGCUGCCCCGGCGGACUGCAUCUCUCUCACCCUCAUGGCCUCCACGUGAUGGGACGUCCCAUUCCUUUAGAAGGGAAAAGGAGCAGUGUGAUGUUUUUCCAAAUAAGAGCCUGUCUCUCAGAGCAAAAUGGUGCUUUCUGCAUUUCUACAUAGCACGAGGACUCUGUAACUCCUAUGGCAAGUGUUUCCCACCUUACCCCAACCUGGACAACCAAAACCUAUUCAUGAGCUUGUAAACAUCUGCAUCUGUGUUCCACCGUGUGGUCCAUGUCCGUAGGAGCUGCAUGGUCAUUUAGGACGUGGUCUUCUUCUCGCGUCACUAGUUGUGUUACCAGGUGUCAGUGGUUUGUUUACCUUUGGUGCACCAAACCUGAUUUAUUUACAGAAAGAAGCUACUUUUUAAAAAAGAAAAUGAUUCUGGCUCUGAAGAAGUUCCAAUGUGAAUAAAGCAUUAAGUGAAAGACUUGUGACUUUUCACAUUGAGACGAAGAGGAAAACGGUCUUUGAAUAAAAUCAAGAGAAACUGUG
This is a messenger RNA of Betta splendens (Siamese fighting fish), 1752 nucleotides long. RefSeq names its product transmembrane protein 38A (gene tmem38a). The record is from RefSeq and is a predicted model, not a curated record. Gene Ontology annotation, molecular function: identical protein binding; potassium channel activity. The transcript has 6 exons. Gene Ontology annotation, cellular component: membrane. Gene Ontology annotation, biological process: potassium ion transmembrane transport. The coding region runs from base 345 to 1217 and encodes 290 amino acids. NCBI's taxonomy places the organism in Eukaryota, Metazoa, Chordata, Actinopteri, Anabantiformes, Osphronemidae.